AUGGCCGCCAUCUCCAGCCCCACCUCAAACCCUAGCUUCAUCUCCCCCAUGCUGCAGCCCUACCUCGAACAGCAGCAGCAGCACCACCACGUCCAGCCGGACCCGCCGCCGGACGACGGAUCCCCCCACGACGACGUCAUGAUUUGGGACGAUCACCAGAGCCGCUGCAUCGGGGAGCUUUCCUUCAGGUCGGAAGUGCGCGGGGUCCGGUUGCGGAGGGAUCGGAUUAUUGUUGUCCUCGAGCAGAAGAUUUUCGUCUACAAUUUCGCGGAUUUGAAGCUGCUGCAUCAGAUCGAGACGAUUAUGAACCCCAAGGGGCUCUGUGCUGUUUCUCAGGUUGCGGGUUCGUUUGUGUUGGUCUGCCCGGGGCUGCAGAAGGGGCAGGUCAGGGUGGAGCAUUACGCUUCGAAGAGGACUAAAUUCAUCAUGGCUCAUGAUUCCAGGAUUGCGUGCUUUACGCUCUCUCAAGAUGGGAACUUUCUGGCUACGGCUAGCAGUAAGGGAACAUUGGUUCGGAUAUAUAAUACACAUGAUGGGAGUUUACUGCAGGAGGUACGGAGGGGUGCAGACAGGGCAGAAAUUUAUAGUCUGGCAUUUUCACCCACAGCUCAGUGGCUGGCAGUCUCAAGUGAUAAGGGCACGGUUCAUGUUUUUGGCCUUAAGGUUAACACUGGGAAUCCUGGAAGCGAAAGGUCGAAUAGCCCUGAACCAAAUCCUUCUGUUGGGACUUCAAGUUCUUCCUUGUCUUUCAUUAAAGGAGUGCUGCCCAAGUACUUCAGCUCAGAGUGGUCUGUGGCCCAGUUUCGUUUACCUGAAGGAUCACAGUAUAUUGUUGCUUUUGGGCACCAGAAGAAUACAGUGGUAAUUCUCGGCUUGGAUGGAAGGUUAUUUCUACAGAUGCAAAUUCGACCAGGCAACUGGUGGGGAGAUGAUUCAAUUGGAGUAUCACAAUUUUCUGAAUCCGGAAGAAUCUUUCUAGCAUCGCAAGGUCGAUUCGCGAGGAUGUAAUGCAUUGUCUCAUCUCAUCUGUGUUUUUUCCUGCUAAUUUCUGGGUACCACACUAAUGUAAAUAUCCAAUGUAAAUGUAUGUAACCAAGGGUUUGAAACCCGGUGAUGUGUAAGGAGUCUUGAAGUUGAGAAAAGAAGCUGCCUGUAAGAUUUGUUUAUCUGCAUGAUUUACCCUCUGCUUAAUUUGUGCUUUGAUUUUUUUUUUUUUUCUUUUUCUU
Messenger RNA from Striga asiatica, 1226 nucleotides. Lineage: Eukaryota; Viridiplantae; Streptophyta; Magnoliopsida; Lamiales; Orobanchaceae. The record is from the annotation of a GenBank genome assembly.